Zootoca vivipara (common lizard) is the source of this 1041-nucleotide messenger RNA. It is a transcript of the gene AVPI1, whose product is annotated as arginine vasopressin induced 1. NCBI's taxonomy places the organism in Eukaryota, Metazoa, Chordata, Lepidosauria, Squamata, Lacertidae. The record is from RefSeq and is a predicted model, not a curated record.
UCGGAUUUGGAACCUUGGAGUUAAGAGGCAGAUGAAGCCGAUUGGCUGAGAUGCAGGUUGUCUGCGCUCUUCAAUGGACAAAGGAGUCUUCACCGCGUUAGCCUGCGAAUGACGGGAAUCGGCUUGGGGAGAGGCAAGGCGAGAGCAGGGGAACCGCCCGCCCUGGCGGGUCUCCAGGAGCCUUCGAGAGACCCGUGGCCUAAAGGACGACAGCAGCCGCCAGAACCACCUUCAGCUACAGAGUGGAGGGACCCUAGCAUCAUGGGUACCCCCGCCUCUAUUGCCUGUGACUUGCCACAGCAUCAGACCCCUAAAGCCUGCACUCGCAAGAGAGCAUCUGCUAACAUCUUUCAGGGGGUGGGGCUGUUCCAGUUGCGCCGCCUCUUCCACAGCAGUGGGGAUGCACAAGCCGAGGAGAGGGCCCAGCUGGUCUGGGAAUGUGCAGGGAGCCGAUGCAUUGCUCACGCCUUGCAACAGCUCCGAAGGAGGCAGAGAAAGCUGAGGCUGAGAUCACACCUGAGACCUCCUUCAGAAAUGAGUGGUGGCACCAGACUCCUAGAGCUCCAACACUUCAGCCGCUUACGGAUUGAAGACCGCACCACAUCAUGUGCUGAUGCUGAUGGCUGCAGCAAUAGUGAUAAGGAGAUAGAUACAGCUGAUCAAACCAGCCACUACACUGCUUCCCACUACAGGAAGAAAAAAAGUGGAAUGGGAACUGCAGACUACCUGCACCAGCUCCGUCGGUGAGCAACUGAACCUGAUGGCAACAGUUGUAGUUAAAUGUCACUGUACGGAACAGGAGUAGCCUGAACCCAAGGGGGGUUCGUAUGGAAGAUGCACUUCUCUCACAGCAAAAAGUUUUCGUAUAAUAUCCUCUGUGCUUCACACUGGCAAAAAUGGCGGAUAAACUUGAAACCAACCCUCCUCUUUCAAGCACUACCUGUUCUGGUUUUCAGACUUGACCACAUCUGGCUAUGACAAAGCACAAACACUACAGAUUGAAUGUACCUGGUCAUAUUUAAUAAAGCUUAUUAUACAGUC